Messenger RNA from Nasonia vitripennis (jewel wasp), 1254 nucleotides. RefSeq names its product odorant receptor 187 (gene Or187). The record is from RefSeq and is marked inferred. The transcript is spliced from 9 exons. Gene Ontology annotation, molecular function: olfactory receptor activity; odorant binding. NCBI's taxonomy places the organism in Eukaryota, Metazoa, Arthropoda, Insecta, Hymenoptera, Pteromalidae. Gene Ontology annotation, biological process: detection of chemical stimulus involved in sensory perception of smell; sensory perception of smell. Bases 1 to 1254 code for a protein of 417 amino acids. Gene Ontology annotation, cellular component: plasma membrane.
AUGAAAUUGAAUGGUUAUGACAAAUUUUACUACACACUGCACAAAUAUGUUUUAACGUGUAUAGGUUUGUGGCCAUAUCAAUCGAGAAUGAGCAAAAGAUUCUUUUUUAUAACAUACGGAAUUUCAUCAUGUUCCCUCAUAAUAGCGUUGAUCGCUGGUUUAUCCGAAAAAUGGAGCACCGAUCCCGUCAUAAUUCUUGAAAACAUGUUAGGAAUCAUUUUUCUUACUUCUAGUACUGCCGAAUCUUCAAUUUUAUACAUGCAUGAAAGCAAGAUUAUAGAAUUUUAUGAUAAAAUCAAAACUGACUGGAAGAAGUUGACGAACAAGAAGGAAAUAGAGAUACUUCAAAUGCAUACUCGAAAAGGACAGUUUGUAUCAACCGCAUACAUCUUAUAUGGAAUACCAGCUUUUGCAAUUUUUGGUUUCGUAACGUUCCUGCCGCCGAUUCUAGACCCUCCUUCCAGGGUGGAAUAUUCUCAUAUCUUUCCUUACUACUUUUAUUGUAUGAUAAUCAACGAAGAUUUUCGCUACUAUCAGAUAGUUCUGCACUGUAUGGUAUCGUUUUCCUAUGCCAGUGUAUCCUAUUUGGCCGUCAAUUGUACGUUUGCAAAAUGUGUAAACCACGUUUGUGGAAUAUAUGCUAUUAUUUGUUAUAGAUUACAGAAUGCGAUAGAGCCAACUGUCGUAAGAGGACCUUUUAAUAAAUUGAAAAAUAGUAAAUUAAUUAGGUUCAAUUUGAUUGAUGUUAUCGCAAAACAUCGCGAAGUUAUACAUGGAGUCGAUAUGAUCGAACAAAUAUUCAGUACAGGCUUUCUUGUCAUAGAAAUAGCCGGCUUCUCAGGUAUUGCCCUCGUAAUAGCCGACAUUUUAUACAAUCAAAAAAAUGCAUAUCAACUGUUUCGCAUCAUGGUUGUGACAGCGAUAUUCCUUGUUUACAUAUUUUACAUAAAUUGGAUGGGCGAACAAAUAAUACAAGUAUCGGACGAUGUCCGCCUUACAGCUUAUUUUAUCGAUUGGUUCACGCUCUCAAUCGAAGCUCAGGAAAUCAUACAUAUGAUCGUCUGGCGAAGUUGUAAGACGAACAAAUUGACAGCCGGAUCAUUUGUUGCUUUAUCGUUGGAGAACUUUUUAUCGAUGCUGAAAACCUCGUGGUCUGUUGCUACUGUACUCUUAUCUGCUCAUCGAAGCCAGAAAAACGCACAUUUCACCGGUUAUGGAAUUACAAAUUCCUUCACGAAUUCAUCGUCAACGUAA